GAACGCAUGAAAUAAAAACAGCAACAAAAGUUUUAAUUAAAAAUCUAAGGCGACAAAUAUUUUUUUUAUAUAAAAACGACAAUUAAAUAAAAAGCAAAAAAAUUAACUUUAAGAAAAGCAAAAAAAAAAAAACAAAACAAGUCCAUCAAGGAAGAUAACUAUUAACCCUCAUACGUCUGCAAAUUAUGGCAAAAAAUUUCUUUCCUCUUUGGCAGCAAAUCAUCAAGAAAUUUAUUAUAAAUUUUUAAAAUAUUUCAUCGUAAAAUCUGCGCCCUCUUGCUUCAAGUAGUUAAACUACAUUAAUUUUAAUCUCACAACUUCAACACGAUUACUUUGGGAUCACUUUAGUUAAGUCACAAACCAUAUGAAGCCUAAACUCACCAAACGAUAAACGAUAACAAGUUCAACACAAAGUCAAAUUACAACAAAAAAUUCGUUAGCAAACUGUAGUCAUUUCGAAAAUACAACACUUCACCACCAAUGGCAGACUAUAUAACCGUAGUAGAAGUUGAUGAUCCAACUUCCCAAGAUCCCAACCUAUUGUUGCGCAAAACACCACCACAUACACCCAGUGAUGAAGAUCCCUCUUUUAUAACUGUGUUAUCGAUAAAUAACAAUAAUAACUUGCCACACCACACACAGAAUGUGGGGAAAGGUCUGGACACUAAUGCGGAAACAGAAACCGUGGUGGUUUUUCGUUUACCGGGAGAACGUUUAGGUUUUGGUCUCAAAUUUCAAGGAGGUACUAGAAGCACAGAAAAAGUACAGAAGCUGUUUAUACAAUCCUGUGCCAAGGAUAGUCCUGCGGCUAAAGUAAUGACCUCUUGGGGUCAAUUGAGGGAGGGAGAUGAGAUCGUUAAGAUCGAUGAUAGUUGGGUAAGAGAUAUGACUAGAAUAGAAUGUGUUAAGGGUUUGAAAGAUAAUGUGGCCAUUAAGCUGGAGGUGCGCAAUGGUAGGGGUCUUAAGCCCAUGGAUUUGGAGGAGGAUUAUGAUCAGAGAGGACAUAUGACCACCUUUACCGGGGGUAGUGGUAAAAUGAAAGGAGCACCACCGCCACCACCACCAGUGCCUCCCAGAAAGCUGGUGAAAAAGAACGUAGCUAAUAAAGAAUUAGAGGAAAGUGUGGCACAAAAUACGGAGGUAACGAUUGAGGAUCAAAAUCAAGAGAAAUCCUUUACUCCACCGCCCGAUGCAGAGUUUUAUAUAAAUCUUUUUGCUGAAAAUAAUGGCAAUAAUAACAAUAAUCAUUCUAACUCAAGGCAGCACAAUGCUGGUUCCGAAUCUGAUGAUACGGCCAGCACUAUAUCCACAGUAAUAGAUCGUUAUUCUAUUACCUCCACUUAUUCCUCAGAAUCGGAUCUAUCGGGCUUUAAUUCCCUAACAAAUGGCCAGGGUAGUGUGAUAAAUAAACCAGAAUUGGCUAAAGUUUUAAAGCCUUUUACCAUGUUGGAACAGGAGUUCAAUUUGGCCGGGAAUACGGAACAGGCUUUGUCUAGUGUUUUGGAUACUUCUUUGGAUUUGGAUUUAAAUAAUAUUACUUUGAUACCGGGUAAUAAUUAUGAGAAUAUAGAGUUCAAGACCCAGAAGAUUAAUGUUUAUGAAAACAUGGAAUUGAGGCCUAAAGAGGAAACAAAAGAGGAAAAUGUAACAAUAGCUGAAGACAAAAAGGACGAGGAGGUUAAGCAAUUAACGCCCACACCCAAACCUAGACAGGUUACAGCCCAUAUAGAACCCAAGAAAAGAUCCAUAAUACCCAUGCCUAGAAAAUUAAGCAAUACGGGAAAACAAGCCAUAGAAGUGGCUCCACCUAAGGUGCCAGAUAAUGUGGUACUACCAAGUUCUCCAGCUCCAAAAGUUGCGACGCCUACAACACCCACCACGCCCACAAAUGACUUGCCCACACCCAAAGAAUUGCCUGCUAAGACAAACUCUCCCACAACUCCUAAUGGUGUGGCCACAAGUCCCAAGGAAUAUGCCACCAAAAUCCCUAAAGCCAUUCUCACACCUCAAAGUCAACAGCAGCUAUUAGAACGGGCCAAAACGGAAAGCGAGAUAAAACUAAAACCUCAAAGCAAAUUGGAAAAGUUAAAACUACAAACCAGUGACUUUUUGGAAAAGGAACAAGGCAACAAACAAAAUAAAACUCCCUCACCCACCAAGUCCCGCAUACCCAUACAUUUGGCGAACAAACGUUCGCUGGAAUUGGAAACCUCUACGGGUAAACCCAACAGCAUUAAAUCACCCACAAAUAUACCACGACGCUUAACUAAACAAAAGUCGGAAACUGAUUUAAAUUUAAAUUAUCUAAUAAAUACUCAAUCUAAGGAAUCUAGUCCUCUUAGUAACUCCAAAAUUCCUUUACAACGCACCAUCUCAGCAGAGGCAAAAUUUAAAAGUCCUGAUCGCACUCUCAUACCCAUACUACAACAGAGUACAGGCUCUACCUUAACCUCCUCUUCGGAGAGUAUAAGCAGCACAGCCUCAGGUUCCAAGAAUCGUGGACCCAAACCCAAGCCACCAGAAAGGGUACAGUCUUUGUCCAAAACCAAUAUACCCAAACUAUCACUUAAUAAUGUUACCACUGUAGCCGUAGUGGACCGAUCGCUAACACCCUCCAGUCCUCCCACCACACAAAUGCCCAGUAUGCAGACCUUUAAACAGACCUCACCUAAACCGCAAGAAAAACCCUCAACUCCCCCCUCACCCAGUCGAGAGAUACGUUUCAAAAUACAAACCUAUGAAAGUAAGACACAGACUAAUAAAGACACCCCAAAUGUAUUCCAAGAUCAGGAAGAACAUUUGCCCAGUCUAUUUGAACAACAAAGACGCAGCACACCGCCCAGUACCCGCAAAACGGAGGACUCUUCUUCUACAGCCGACAAUUCCAAAGAAUCUUCACCCUCCUCCACCAUACGCAAUUUAUUUAGGGAACAUUCAAAGGAAAAAGAAGAAGGAAAGGAUGAUGAUGAUAAUGAAGACUUAGACUGCACCACGCCCCCUCCUUUGGUAGUCGGUAAAUGCAUGAAAAUUGAUGACUCCUCCGCACCACUAUACUACUCUAGUUCCAGUAGUGAUGACGAUGAUGAUAUGGUGGAUACUAAUGGUUAUGAGGAAAAGGAUUACAUAUGUGAAGAUGGUGAGAAAUUGGGCCCUCCAGAACUGAUAAAUGGUCCGGGACCUUCUGAGGCCUAUUUCAAUCUCUAUUGGCAUUCUAAUAUGCUGCCUACCAUAGGCGAAGUGGAGGAGGAAUGUUCUUCCCUGGAACCGCAAUCAUUAACAAAUGGACCCAUAGUCAUAGUCGAUGACUUGAGUCAACAGAAACCGGUGAAUAAAACGGAUAACGAACAAACGAAAGACGCAGAGAAAGUAGUGAAAAAAGAAGAGACAACGAGUGCAAUUAAUAAUAAUAAUAAUACUAAACUUAAGAAACCUAUAUUCAUAGGCGUUCCCGUAUUGCCGCCCACUGUGCCGGUAACCGAGUUACAAAGUUUGAAAAAGAAAGAGUUGAAGGAGAAUAAAACCAAAAUGAGUGAAGUGAAGGAAGAAAAAGAAAAACAGUUAAAUUUGAAAGAAAGUGAAGAAGUGAAAGAAAAAGAAAGUGAAGAAAAAGAGGAAGUAGAUGGCAAAAAGAAGGAGGAGUUGAAAAUGGAAAAGAAGGAAGAGAAAGAGAGUUUGGAGCAGCAAAAGGUAGAAAAUGUGAGUAAAGAAGUAAAGGAAAGUGAAAGUAUAGAGAAAGAGGAGGCUGAAGUAGAAAAGCAAACCCAUAGUGAAACUUCAAUGGCUGCAGAAUCCUACCAAACUGCUACUUCCGAGGUGAGUGACAACAAAACCGCCUUAUCCGAGACUAAACAGGAGGUGAAAACCGAAACUAAACAAACUACCACCAAAUCCUCAACCUCCACCACUACCACCACCAAGAAGGUAAUCAAAUCUUCCACCACCUCCUCUACCGUAGUAGAAUCCAAAACUUGCGACAAUUUACUGGAUACCAUAGACGAUUUACCCGAAGAAUUCAAAAAGGUAUUGGUAGAAUGCAAAACUCCCGACUCCCCAAAACCCAUAUCCUUUUCGCUACAACCCUAUACGGAACGUAUAGGAAAUACCAAGAUCACCGUAAUGGAGGAAAGACAAUUUGAAACCGAUCAAAAGGCCUAUGCUGAAAUACGCACCUUGGACUCGAAAACGGGUGAGGAGAAAGUACAGAAAUCCAGUGAAACCCAUAAAGAGAAAGCCAAACUCAAGAAGGUGCACAGUCAGGAUAGCCUCGAUGACAAGGUCAAACAACAGCAGCAGCAACCGAUAACUGUUACCGCCCAAGCGGAAACAAGAUUAUCGGAAGAGGCCUUGAAUCCACAAGAUAAUCAAAGUAUUGUCAGAGGUAUUUUGAAUCUAUCGGAGUGUGGUAAACAAUUGCAAGCCAACGAACAAGGAGGCAUCGAUCUUUUGGAGUGUGAGCAUCAAAUAUUGGAAACUUUCGAGGAUAGUGAACAAUUGCUUAAUCCCCAAAAGGAAGAGAAGUCUAACGAAAAACCUUCGCUUAUACGAGAGCUCAAUGAAACCUUAAUGGUUACAGCAGAUGGUGAAAAACAGGUAACCAAACGUUCGGAGGUGACGAAAGAGGAACUGGCCAAGGAAGCUGAAUUUGAAAAGAAUGAUUUGAUGAAGAAUAUAAUGGAAAUGGAGGCUCAUAAAUUGAUUAAUGAAGAGACCCAACAGUUGAUAGAUUCCGUCUUAAAAGAUGCUGAAAAACAGGUGAACAAACGUGUAGAUUGUAGCAAGGAUUCGGGAAAGAAGGGUCCUAAAUUGGUUAAGAAAACCGAGGAGGAAAAGAAAUUAGAAAUGGAAGCUCAGAAACUUAUAGAAAGUUAUCAAAAGGUUAAAAAGGAGGCGGAGAAACUCUUCCAAUAUGAGGCCGUAGAUGAAAGAGGUUUCGAUUUAAGCGAUUUGGAAAAGGAGCAAGAGAAAGUGGAAGAAACUAAAGAAGAAAGUGACAAGAAGAUUGAUCAGGACAAAGUUAUUGAAAAGGAAGAUGUACCAGCCAAUGUUCAAGAGGUUGUUAAAGAGCCUCAGAUUAAGGCUGAAGUUGUUGCUGAGAACGUAGUUAAACAGCCUGAAAUUGAGAAGGAAAUUGUUAAGGAAUCCAAGCUAGCUACUGAAGUUCUUGAGGUUGUGGAAUCUACACAACCUGUCUUAAUUACAACAGCCAUUUCCUCUCAGGAUUUCAACGACAAUGAACCCCUGUAUGUCUUGCAUAAAAAUAUUAUAGAAACUAAAGAAGUUUCGGCUCCAAUUAAAGAAAUUACAAAAGAGAUAAUUGAAAAUGGAAAGGAAGAACUGAAAGAGGAACUAAUCAAGGAAGAAUCAUCCAAACUAGAGACUCCCAAGAUUAAGGAAACCAAAAUAGAACCUCCUAAAGAAGAGACUCCCAAGAUCAAAGAAAUCAAAACAGAACCUCUUAAACAAGAGACUUCCAAGAUCAAGGAAACCAAAACAGAACCUCCUAAACAAGAGACUUCCAAGAUCAAGGAAUCCAAACUAGAACUUCCAAUACAAGAGUCGUCAAUGAUCCAGGAAACUCGGGUAAAACCUUUAAAACCAGAGUCUCCAAAGAUUCAAAAAACCACAAAGAUCCAGGAAACUCACACCGAACUUUCCACGACUGAGACUCCAAACGUCCAAAAGACUCUCAAAGAACCCAUGACUCCAGAAACCCCGAAGAUCCAAGAAAUACAAACUCCAAAGAUCCAGGAAACUAAAAUUGAAACCACGAAAGUGGAGGUUUCGGCAGACAAAAUCAAAUCUGUUAAAUUGUCACCCAAGCUAAAGAAAUCUUCAAAGAAAUCAGAUACUCCAACGGCCAUUAGAGAACAACCCGCUUCACCCAAAAUGAAACCGAAGCCCACACCAAAACCUAAACCUCCAGUACCACAAAAGAGAACAGAAACUCCUGUUAAACCCAUACCCAAACGUAGAGGUUCUCUAGAGACCACUUCCUAUAUCUCAGAACAAAAAGUCGAAGUUGCAAAACUACCACCACCACCAUGCACACCAACAACAACUCCGAUAAUUGAAAUACCCAAACCUAUGGAACGUAUUAUCGUGGGAGUAGAACAUCAUAUAGUUUUACCCACAACAGUGAUUAGUGCACAUGUGAAUACUUCAAAUGCCGAACAACCUACUCCGGUUAUAACUUUAGCCAGCGAAAGUCUGCCCUCGGUAGAGAAACAAUCUUCUCAUCAUUCAAAUAUGCCUCUGCUGGCACAAACUGCCUCUGGAGAUUUACUGGAAACUAUCAAUUUGCCCAAUGUGGCCUCAAAAUCCUGUGCGGAGUCUGAGAGUAAAGAUCUCUUGACUUCUUCAUCGGCUGAUUCGGUUAAGAGUGCCAUUAAGGUGGAAGCUGUUGUCGAGCAUACCGACGAUGAGGAUUUCAAGGAUGAGCAGCAGCAGGUGCAAGUGGACGAGAUUAAGGUGCAAGAAGAGAAAGAGCAAAAAGAAAAAG
Molecule: messenger RNA, 6499 nt
Organism: Lucilia sericata (common green bottle fly)
Lineage: Eukaryota; Metazoa; Arthropoda; Insecta; Diptera; Calliphoridae
Product: myb-like protein X
Exons: 4
Molecular function (GO): protein binding
Source: RefSeq, a predicted model, not a curated record